This is a messenger RNA of Pogonomyrmex barbatus (red harvester ant), 3100 nucleotides long. Its product is annotated as zinc finger protein 800. Lineage: Eukaryota; Metazoa; Arthropoda; Insecta; Hymenoptera; Formicidae. The record is from RefSeq and is a predicted model, not a curated record.
AGAGCCGCACGCGAUCACGCAGAAACGUUAGGUCAGUUCAUAUCCUUCCGAAAUCAGCUAGUGUUCAUGAGAUGAAUGUCGAUCCUGCUGAGUAAAAUGAAGGAGAGACUGCAGACUCUCCCGGCUUUACCACAGCACCGUGCUGCACGAAUAUUUUAGUUUUUGACGAUUUCUUCUCCUGACCUGGUGUGCACGUUGAUCAGGUAGCUUGGAAGAAAUCCUGUCAUUCCCGUGACGUGUUUAUCCGAAAAUCAUCAUAGACGAUUGAAAAAUACCGUUACAUGGAGAAAAAAAUGAAUUCUCAAAAAGUGAAGACAAAGGGUAAGAACAAGAAAAAAUUUCUUGUAAAAAAGGUGAUCCGUCCAGACCCGUCCAAUUUGCGUAAACCAAUUGAUACGAGUGUGUCCGACUUGUACCAAGUCAGUGGACUCCUUGAAAAAGGCACUGAUGAGGUUAAAUCUGUAUUAUCAUAUGAAUGCAACAUUAUAUAUGAAUGUCGCACUUGCUGCAGCUUAUAUAGAAGCAUUGUAAACUUUAUUUCUCACAAGAGGGAAUAUUGCAAGGAAAAGUUUGAUAUUACACGGUCACUUUGUAAACGUGGAUUAUGGAAUAACAAUAACUUUCACUCCUCUAAAGACUCAAUAAUACACAUAUACAAAACAGAGGAGACAGGUGACGAGAAUGUUAAAAAUGAUAGGAUACUCAGGAGUCAAGUGCCUAAGGAAACGAAUAAAAAGGAUCUCAGUGCAAUAAUAGAUAAGAUUAAAAAAAGAUGGUAUGGAGAAAGUAGAAUGGAAAAUCUAUUGAAAGAUCAAAAUACAAUUUCUAGUACUUCAAAUAAUCAACAUAUUCAUUUGGAAUCUAUAAAUACAAAUCACUCUGCAGUAUAUCAAACUGUUAAAUCGUUAGAUGAAGCAGAUACUAUGAAUUUAAUGAAAGAACAGAUAGAAGAAUUGCAUAAUAUCACGGAUCAGAGUGCCGUCAUGUUAACAUUAGAUGAACAAAUGUCUGAGAGCCAAUUUGAAAAGAGUGACAGUCCUAUCAUGGAUAUGAGCGACGAAGAGAACGAAUUAUUAAUACAUAGAUUAGCCGCAAAUAAUUUGUCUUGUACUAUAUGUAAAGCAAAAUUUUCAACAAAAAAGACACUAGCUGUUCACAUGAAAACGCUGCAUACGGCCCAACGCGUAUGCUAUCUUUGUCCUGACUGCAAAAAUCCAUUUGCAAAUCCAUGGAGCGUUUAUCGGCAUUUAAAUAAAAUUCAUAAAAAGACCAAUGAACAAAUACGUAAAUUAAGACCGCAAGUACAAGAGAAAGCGUUUCAUAAAGAGACAACUGCGAUGAAAGAAAAUGUUCGCGCAACUAAAAUAGCUGUCUUGGAAAACGUGAUCAAAAAUUAUGAUAAAACUCAGGAAUCAAGUACAGAAUCUAAUACAAUGCAUCAAAAUCGCGGUAGACGUGGGAGAAAAAGAAAAGCGCCUUUGCCUACUUGUUCGGCAUUAUCAAACUCAUAUUAUCAAAGACCAAUCGCUGCAUGCGACGAAACGACAAUAAGAAUCAAACGAUUUAAUAAUUUACCUAAUAAAUUAUUAUCCUCAACAUCUGAUAAUACAUCAAAUGAAGUUGAAGAUGUCAAUUUAGUAACUGAUAUAGAAUUGCUUGAUAACAAAAAUAUAUCAGAUAAAAACUCCGAGCAUAUAUCAUCAUCCCCUGAGAUUUGUGAUUAUCAAACAUUCAUCCCUGAACAAGAACUUAGCUUUAAUAAUGAAGAAUGGACUUUGCUAAAAAAUCAGUUUAAUUAUGUUUCGAAAAGCAAUUCAAUGGAUAACAAUAAUGAUCCUGAUAUUACAUCAUCAGCACAAAACAUUGAUAACAAUGGAUCAUUAUCUCUUAGUGGAGACAGUGAUAAUUCUGUUUAUAAAAAAAUUUCAGAAUCUCCUGAUAUUACACAUACAGAUACAAAUGAAGCUAGUUUUGUUGCUUUAAAGAUAAAAAAUAAUAUAGAGGAAGAAUUAAGCUAUCACAAUGAGAAACAAUCGAUUGAUUUGAAAGAGAAAGAUAUUGAAGCAGAAAAGGAUAAUUUCGAAUCUUCUUCCGAGGAAUUUUUAUGUUCGAUACAGUCGAACGAAAGGAGUGGUACUUCAUUAAUGGAGAAUAAAAUAGCUUCCAUUGCGAACUACCGAAAGUUACGGUGCCUUUUGUGUAAACGAAAAUUUACAUCUGUGCCCAAUCUACGAAGGCACAUAGCAAUGCACAUCGGUUGGAAUCGAUAUCGUUGCAAAUUAUGUGAUUAUAAGUGCUUCGUAAGAUGUGAUUGCGUCACGCAUUGUAGUAAAGUGCAUAAUAUGCAAAAUCGGACGCUUAUAGCGGGAAUGAUAAUCGAGAUCCCACAGGAUGAAUAUACAUGUAAUGACGAUAUUAUUAUGGAUGCAAAUAAGAAAAAAACGGAUAGUCCCGAUGUAACUCCAUCGCUAGAAACAUAUGAAGACUCGAACAGUUCUGUAUUCGAGUACUCAAGUAGCUCGAGUACACAUGUUACUUUGCAAGAUAAAGACACUGCCACGAGCGUGCAAGUUGCGGAAUCACACGGAAGUGCCAAAGAUCAGAGUGUUGACGCAGGAGGUAAUGAUGAAUCUAUAAAGACUCAAAAUUUGUUGGAAUGUAUGAUGAAUAACGGGUCAGAUAAAUUGGAUACCAAUCCUGAACUUAAGCGAAUAGUAAUGGAAGUGAUAUUUGGUUCCGAUACAAGCGCAACUAAACAGACAAAUACUGAUACUAAGAAUAGUGUAAGUGAAAGUACAGAUGGAACCGAUAACAUAAAUAAUACUAUGUCAGUUAAUGAAUUCAAAGAAACAUCUUGUUCGAUAUUGAACAAUGUAAAAUAUCAGCGUCCCACGCGUAACCGAAUAAAGCCCAUAAGUAAGGAUUUUAUAUAUGACUUGAAGGAAGUGACAUAUCGAAAGGAAAGUGCCCUUCACAAUGAUUCCGAAACGUUACAUUCACGAAAAAAAUCAGACUAUAUAAUUGAUAACCUUGGAUUGUUAACAUACAGUUAAUAAUUAAUAAUAUUAAUGUAAUGUAUGUAUAAUAAUUGUAAUUAUUA